Messenger RNA from Drosophila bipectinata, 2104 nucleotides. RefSeq names its product pneumococcal serine-rich repeat protein. The record is from RefSeq and is a predicted model, not a curated record. Lineage: Eukaryota; Metazoa; Arthropoda; Insecta; Diptera; Drosophilidae. Gene Ontology annotation, molecular function: DNA binding. Gene Ontology annotation, cellular component: nucleus; transcription regulator complex. Gene Ontology annotation, biological process: regulation of transcription by RNA polymerase II.
UCGCUGUCGCUGUCGCUGCUGGUCUGUACUUGCAGCUCUCGGUCGUCGUUUCAUUCAAGUGUCCAACGUUUGUCGGAGCGGUCGCACAGAACGGAAUAGUCGGACGGUUCGCACAGUUUUCCGCAAGCUCUACACACCGUAUAGUGUUGUAUAUGUACAUAUAUCUCUGGUUCGUCGGCUGCGUUCGUUAGGCUCUUCCCGAACAGGCGGCGGGCAACCGUUGGACAUCCGUGGGCUAGCAUGAAGGAUGUGAAAGUGGCGCGCGCAAUCAGCGAAUCUUCGACCACCUCCGAUAACACCUCCGACUUCAUCGAGAUCGUCAAGAAGUACGAUGUCGUCUACAACAAUCACAAUCCGGACUACAAGAACGUCGAGGUGAAGCUGAAGGUGUGGACCCAAAUCGCCGACGAGAUUGGUCUCUCAGUGGAGGCUUCUAAACGGAAAUGGAAAAAUCUGAGGGACAGUUACACCAAGUAUCUACGCUCGUUUCGCGUAGGAACGAAAACUUCCAAGAAGUACCAGUAUUGGGCCCAUGCCGACCACAUGGAGUUUCUUAAGCCCUUCCAGGGACCGGGCAGAAACUCUGCAAACGGAAAUGGAAAAUCAAAUGACGAGGAUGACACGGAAUGCGAUUUUGGCUACCAGGUCUUGGCCAAGGCGGCCAGUAACGGUGGCGAGGACGAACUAAAAAUAACCAUCGCCACUGCAUCGGCAGGCUGCUCGGCAAUUGGCACGCACACGGUUAACACUUAUACAACCGCUCUGAGUAGCACAGCAGCUUCAUCCUUGACACCCGGUCUUGGAGUGUCUACGCCACCGAACAUGAUCUCCCCGGGCAGCAAUAUGGGAGGAGGGUCGGGAGCAGGAGGACAAAACCACAAUAGCAAUAGCAAUGGAAGCGCCACAGGAAGCCUCAACUGUGCAGCAGUAGCUCCGCUCAGUGCCCUGACUCCACCGGCAACCAGUGGCUGCAAUUCCGCCGUGGUUCUACCAUUGCCCGUCUCACCCGCGACAUCUGCAGCGGCUGUCACUAAAGCCAAUGCUAAUGCCCUGGCUUCCUUAGCCACACACCUGCCCCUGGGAAUGGGUGUCGGCGGUCUGGCACAGCAGAUGUUUCCGCUGGCCACGCUCAAGGCCGCUGCUGUGGCUGCUGGUUUGCCACUCCCACCCACCGUAACGCCGCCUGGAUGCGGAACCUCUGGAGUUCCAACGUCUAACACCAAUGUAGGCUGCUUGAUCAUAGAGCCACAUCUCUUUGCCGCUGCCGAUAACUUUAAAAAAGAGCUUACCGCGGCUGCAGCUGCUGGAGCUCCACUAGGAUUAUUCCAGAAUUUGGCCAACCAGGUACAAAAUGCCAGUCGAAUGAAUGGAAAAUGCGGGACAGGCAUUGGUCUGCCCAUGGGCAAUCCCACACCACCGCCUCCGCCUCCAGCUCCUCCCGCCUCCAAAAUCCGAAGAGUGCAACCAUCCCCUCAGACGACAGCCAUUAAUCUCAGUUGCUCGAACAGUGCCGUUCAACUACAAAACCAACAGCAACACAUGCCCCAGUCAGCGCCCCAGGGACAACAGCCAUCACCAGCCAAGACGCGCAAGAUAAGCGAUCCGCGGUUCCCAAGCGAUUGGGAUGUUUCGGCUGUGCUCCAAGCAAACCGUGACUUGGAUGCCAAUACUCUGUUCUUCCUCAGCUUGGCGCGUCAGGUCCGCGCCAUGCCUAUGAAGUUCCAGUCCCUGGCAAAAAUGCGGUGUAUGCGAAUAGUCAGCGAUCUCGAGCUUGAACUGGAAAACUUUGAUUGCAAUGGCGGAGCGCCACCACCAGACGAUUCGGGUGGAGGUGCCGCAAAUCUAAAGUACUGCAGCAUAGACACACCCCCACCACCGCCGCAGGAUGGUUCUGUGGUGAUCCCUCCUCCACCAGUCGGUCCCGAGGGCUCCACGGAGCACUUCGUGUAUGUGAUGUCCCCGUCGCGGGUCGAGAGCAUGAUUGACAUCUCAUCCGACGAAGAGGCCACCAUGAAUGGAGUGCCCACCCCGGCAGUGGGCUCUGGGCAGGUUUAAGCAUAUUCUGUACAUGUUAUCCCUAAAUUAAAUUCAAUUAAUCUCAACA